ACAAGAAAUCAUUCUUGACAAACCCUUUAGGUGAACGGUAAAUUACACAAUUGCAAGCACUUCAAAAAAUUAGUUGUUUUCACACAAGUCAUUUUCAAUUGUCCCGGAAAUACAAAUCGCUCUAAACUCGGAUGGAUUGUCGGAACACUGAGCUUUACCCGCGUCGUGGCGUGUGAGAAGCCGGCAUGACGUGAUUUUUUCGACAACAAACCAAUGACUUAAAGUCGUGCUUUGACACGUUCAAGCAAAUUGCCAAUACUUUUUACGACAAGCCAUGUCAGUGACCGAAAAAUCUUCGGAGGACAAUGCCCUCGAGUCAAGAGGUUACUCUUUGGGCAAGAAAUUGGGACAGGGAUCGUAUGCCAAAGUUCGUGUUGCCGAAUACAGAUCAGGAGACAAGGUCGAAAAGCUGGCCUGCAAAAUCGUGGACAAAAACGUUGCCCCUAAAGAUUUUCUGGUUAAGUUUUUCCCGAGAGAGUUGGAUAUCAUUCCAAAAAUGGACCAUCCCCACAUUAUACGGGUGCACAGCAUACUGGAGAGAAACAUGAAGGUGUACAUCUUCAUGCAGUGCGCCGAAGGCGGAGACCUUCUCGAGUAUAUACAGAAAAAUGGAGUCAUUCCUGAGCCGAGAACACGAGCAUGGGUGCAGCAAAUGAUCAGCGGCCUUAUCUAUAUGCAUGACCUCAACAUUUGUCACCGUGACCUCAAGUGCGAGAACGUGCUCAUCACCAAAAAUCACAAUAUCAAGAUCGCCGACCUGGGUUUUGCCCGGUACGUGGUGGACGAGGAAGGUAAACGAGUGCUCAGUCACACGUACUGCGGCUCGGCGGCGUACGCGGCGCCAGAGGUGGUCAAGGGCACGCCCUACAAUCCCAAAAUGGCCGACGUAUGGUCCAUGGGCGUCGUCAUCUACAUCAUGGUCAACGCCUCCAUGCCUUUCGACGACAGUAACCUCAACAAAAUGCUGCGCGACCAGCUGAAUCGAAACUGGUCUUUCAGAAGCAAAGUCAAAGACAAGAUGUCACCAGACCUGAAAUCCAUGAUUUCGAAGAUGAUAGAGCCCGAUCUGACCAAGCGCGUGACGGCUGACCAGGUGCAGCAGUGCGAGUGGUUCAACAGGUCCUAGCGCGCUGGCGGCCGAGCCAGCUCCUCGCACCAGCAAAACUUCGCAUUGUCACUAUCCCGAUCAUGCAAGGUUGCUUUCUACAUCAACUGUACUCUCCAGUUGCAUUCGUGUGUGCGUGCAGUCGACUACGUCCCUUUUUGAUGGACUGGAGCCGGUAUCCGGCGGAUGGACAAUCCGGUUUGUCACCCCGACCCCGUGCCACUUUCAAGUGCUGUAUCAAAUACUGAUGACGCAA
This is a messenger RNA of Pollicipes pollicipes, 1361 nucleotides long. It is a transcript of the gene Tssk, whose product is annotated as Testis-specific serine/threonine kinase. The transcript has 2 exons. NCBI's taxonomy places the organism in Eukaryota, Metazoa, Arthropoda, Thecostraca, Pollicipedomorpha, Pollicipedidae. Gene Ontology annotation, cellular component: cytoplasm. Gene Ontology annotation, biological process: protein phosphorylation; intracellular signal transduction; microtubule cytoskeleton organization. Bases 275 to 1126 code for a protein of 283 amino acids. The record is from RefSeq and is a predicted model, not a curated record. Gene Ontology annotation, molecular function: tau-protein kinase activity; ATP binding.